Diachasma alloeum is the source of this 876-nucleotide messenger RNA. RefSeq names its product trypsin alpha-3-like. The transcript is spliced from 4 exons. Bases 1 to 876 code for a protein of 291 amino acids. The record is from RefSeq and is a predicted model, not a curated record. Gene Ontology annotation, molecular function: serine-type endopeptidase activity. Gene Ontology annotation, biological process: proteolysis. Lineage: Eukaryota; Metazoa; Arthropoda; Insecta; Hymenoptera; Braconidae.
AUGCGAUUCUCCUUCGGUAUUUUGGCUUUUCUAGCCAUCUCCAACACUGGUAUCAAUGCAAAGCGUUCAGCGAGAAUGCUCAACGGGCAGCAGAUAGACAUCACAGAGGCUCCAUUCACAGUGAUGAUUCAUGUCGCGGAAGCGCUACAUUCAAUCAAUGGACUCGUAUGCGGUGGUAGUAUCAUCGGCAGACGACACAUUCUCACUGCAGCGCAUUGUCUUGCACAGUAUAUUUCUGAUUAUGAACUAAUGUUUGAUUAUGAGUGGCUGCAUGUCAUAGCAGGCGUAACCGGUCAUCAGUGUGGUGUUAGAACAUUUGAGAUACUGCAUGCAUAUGUUCAUCCGGACUUCACGGGCAAUCUUCAUGAUACAGAGAAUAAUAAAGCAGAUAUUGCAGUUCUGAAGCUUAAGGAUAGAAUAAUCUACCGCUCGACACAUAGACGAAUUGACCUCGCGAGUCACCAACCACCGACCAAUGCUCAAGGUUUCAUCUACGGUUGGGGAUACACUGAUAUUAAUGCACAAUCCCCUUCUAACACACUACAAAAAACUGUUGUCAAAAUAUAUGAUUAUGAAACUUGUCAAGGACUUGAUCGAGCCUUCGGUUACGUUAAGGAUGAGCUGUGUAUGAAGGGUAAUCCUGAUGGGACUUCGGCCUGUGCGGGUGAUAGCGGUGGUCCUCUCGUCGUAGACGGAAAACUUGUUGGUAUCAUUUCUAACGGAUAUGAAUGCGGAAGCCCUGAGCCUUCCGCCAUUUGUAACGUCGCCUAUUACAAACCAUGGAUUGAAGAUGCUAUCAGGGGGAUAGCACAAUCUAGAACGCUACCAUUCACCACAAUAACUGAUCAUGCACCUCCCAGUGGUGCCCAGUGCUAG